CGGUAUAAGUGAAUAUCUGCUUUUUCUACUGUUUAUAGGGAAGUGAUAACAUUAAUCUAACUUGAGCUUAGAGUGCUCUUUAUAUAUAAAGAGAUUUGUGACUAUGUAAUCAAUUGGACAAAAACAACUCAUUUUAUUUCUUAAAAUUCAAUAUUAUUUAUGAAUUGACGUAAUGCAACGGGAUUAAAAUGAAACUCUAAUCACCGCUGUCACAGUGUAUAAAAUGUACACUUACCACAUAACAUUGUGAAAUGAAUCGUAAACAAUACCAUACAUGAUAGGUGUAUUACAAAAUGCAUGAACACUCGUGACGUGAAACAUACUCUUUAUAUAUUUUGUAGCAAUGCAUCCGCACUUCAAAUUGAUUAUCAGCGAGUGAAAUCCGGGGCAAGUGGACUUAUGUAAUAAAUAAUAUUUUAAAAUUGAAAACGGAGGAACAGUAAACGAAAGCCAUCCAGACGAAAUGUUAAUUUCGUUUUAGGAAUUAAUGAUAUAACAAGAUAGAUCCAGUCCAGAACACUCAAAAAUGAAUGUGUUUGACAUUUCUAGAGUAUUCAUGUAAAACGUGGACAUGGAUUUUAACCCAACUUUUGUAGCUGUUCAAAGUACGGAAGCACGGACAGAGCCACCUAUCCACGACGAGGCAGAAUCACCAACGCCUAUCCGGACGCCGACGGAACCGACGUUCACCGACCUGGAUGACCUUACGGAGCUCCAGAAUCCGACGGACUGGGUAGUACCGGCAGCCAUCACUGCGCUUUUUUGCUUCCCGCCGACAGGGGUUGCCGCCUUCGUGUACGCCAGAAAAGCAAACAAGGCGUAUGCAGAUGGCGAUCUGAGAACGUGGAAACACAGCUACGGUCGCGCGCGGUUCCUCGUGCUGCUCACGUGCAUGUGUGGGAUUCUGUUCUACGCUGUGAUAGUCGGCGUUGUCCAUGGAAUAAAGCACUACACAUCUUGAUACUGGAUAAGCCAGCAGAUAUAUUUAAUAUUUUAACAGUGAUGUUGUUCCACGGCAGUACGCCAAUGAGACUUUCGGCUAACGGGGCGUACAUUUCAUUACAUAGCAUACAUAUAUUUAUUACAUAGUAGUGUAUUUUCAUUCCUAACUCACACUCAUGACCUGAUUAACAGACAUGCCUUGAAUUCUUGUGUGAAACAAUAUGAAACUAUAUCAUACUUGAACGGUGAUAAGCGAGGUUUACUCUGAUUCAUCAAUCGAAUCGGCCUGGCGCAUUUGUAGGUGAACAGACACGACAAAAUUGGCUAACUAUAUAACG
This is a messenger RNA of Mya arenaria, 1280 nucleotides long. RefSeq names its product transmembrane protein 91-like. The transcript is spliced from 3 exons. The record is from RefSeq and is a predicted model, not a curated record. Lineage: Eukaryota; Metazoa; Mollusca; Bivalvia; Myida; Myidae. The coding region runs from base 572 to 961 and encodes 129 amino acids. Gene Ontology annotation, cellular component: membrane.